ACUAAAAAAUCAUUAACAACGUACAUACAUGUUAUCAAAAAUUAAAUAGGGAACUACAGCUGCCUUAGGGUCGAUUUAAUCUUUACGAGAGAUCGUGCGUUCUAUUUUACCACCGUUUUUAUACCUGGCAUUAUAUUGGUGACGUCAUCUUUUAUAACUUUCUGGCUAGAAUGGAAUGCAGUGCCUGCUAGAUCAAUGAUAGGAAAUUACAGUUGCCUGCAAGUCGAAAUGACAUUUACCCGUGAUCGUGCAUAUUAUUUUACAACCGUUUUUAUACCUGGCAUUAUAUUGGUCACCUCGUCGUUUAUCACAUUUUGGCUAGAGUGGAAUGCAGUACCAGCACGGGUUAUGAUCGGCGUGACAACAAUGUUGAAUUUCUUUACUACCUCGAAUGGUUUCCGCAGCACCUUGCCCGUUGUGUCAAAUUUGACGGCGAUGAAUGUAUGGGAUGGCGUUUGCAUGUGCUUUAUUUACGCCUCUUUACUGGAGUUCGUCUGUGUUAAUUAUGUGGGACGUAAACGACCACUACACAACGUCGUCUAUCGCCCCGGGGAAAAUCCCGUAACACAGGUAAAUUAAUAUUGAAACUCAAGAAAAAAGUGAAUGCCAAAAAGACGCCCUAAGGUGGUCUGAACUCAAUCUAUUAUGUACUUCGAGAAAAUAAUUAUCUAUUUUAC
Messenger RNA from Drosophila arizonae, 677 nucleotides. It is a transcript of the gene pHCl-1, whose product is annotated as pH-sensitive chloride channel 1. Gene Ontology annotation, molecular function: extracellular ligand-gated monoatomic ion channel activity; transmembrane signaling receptor activity. Gene Ontology annotation, biological process: monoatomic ion transmembrane transport. Lineage: Eukaryota; Metazoa; Arthropoda; Insecta; Diptera; Drosophilidae. Gene Ontology annotation, cellular component: membrane. The record is from RefSeq and is a predicted model, not a curated record.